This is a messenger RNA of Ochotona princeps (American pika), 4043 nucleotides long. RefSeq names its product BCL11 transcription factor B (gene BCL11B). The record is from RefSeq and is a predicted model, not a curated record. The coding region runs from base 1041 to 3815 and encodes 924 amino acids. Lineage: Eukaryota; Metazoa; Chordata; Mammalia; Lagomorpha; Ochotonidae. Gene Ontology annotation, biological process: positive regulation of transcription by RNA polymerase II. The transcript has 4 exons. Gene Ontology annotation, cellular component: nucleus. Gene Ontology annotation, molecular function: DNA-binding transcription factor activity; RNA polymerase II cis-regulatory region sequence-specific DNA binding.
CCGACUCUCUGGGUCUUUUUGUCUCUAGUGCAGAUUAAACGUCACGUCCGCACUUGAACUUGAAUUUUAUCCCAUUGUACAGAGGCAGCCCCAGCCAUAGAGAGACCGAGAGCUCCCAGAGAACCCGGACUCCGCCAUCUUCACGUUGCAGUCUAUAGCUCCCAGUCCGCGCCCGCAGCGACCCAGGCGCACUGGGCGAGCCGCCCUCGGCCCGGCUCCCCCUGGGCCCGCGGCGCCGGGGGAGCGCUGGGGAGCGCUCGCAGGGACUGGGCAGCCCCUCCGGCCGGCGCCCGCCUGCCAGGUGGAACUGGGAGGAGCCGCUCUCGGAGUACCCCAGAGCCUCGGAAGGGUCAGUCUGCGAGCAAAAAAAAGCAGGCGGCCCCGCAGAAAGCCCAGAUACAGCCGGACCGGGCCGGUCCCACAUUGCAUUGGGUUUUUUUGAGGGGGCGGGGUAAGAGGGCUGCGAGACAAGUCCCCAAGUUUUCUUUGCUUUUUUUUUUGCUUUGCUUUCCCCCCUUUCUUUUAUUUAUUUUUUUAUUUGUUUGCACCCCCCCUCCCCUCUCCUGGUAGAAGUGCGCUUUCCACCUACCAGGUCCCGAAAGAGUGUCAGCAGCCGGUGCGAAACCCGGCUUAAGUUCAAGAAGACACUGGAAGUCCACGGAGCCAAGCAGUUUGAAGGAGUGUAAGAGAUUUUUUUUUCCUUCAAAAGAAUAUAUUUUAAAAGAAACCAGCCGGCCAACAGCAGCAGCGGCAGCGGCUUUUUAAUUUUUUUUCCUUUUCUCAGUUUCUAAAUUGGAAGAUUUUUGGUGUUUUUCUUCUGCUCUUUUUCCUUUUGCAAACAAAACAAAAAACAGCAUAGAAAGAAGAGCAAAAUAAAGAAGAAGAGGAGGAGGAAGAGAGGGCAGGAGAGGAAGGGGAAAAAAACACCAACCCGGGCAGAGGAGGAGGCGCGGCGGCGCGGCGGCAGCGGCGGCUCGGACCCCUUCCCCGGCCCCCAUCGGUGCAGCUCUCCGGGCGAUGCCAGAAUAGAUGCCGGGGCAAUGUCCCGCCGCAAACAGGGCAACCCCCAGCACUUGUCCCAGAGGGAGCUCAUCACGCCAGAGGCUGAUCACGCAGAGGCCGCCAUCCUCGACGAAGAUGAAGGUCUGGAGAUAGAGGAGCCCGGCAGCCUGGGGCUGAUGCUCGCGGGCCCCGACCCUGACCUGCUCACCUGUGGCCAGUGUCAGAUGAACUUCCCCCUGGGGGACAUCCUGGUUUUCAUAGAGCACAAGAAGAAGCAGUGUGGCGGUAGCCUGGCCGGCUGCUACGACAAGGGCCUGGACAAGGCCAGCCCGCCACCCUCCUCACGCUCCGAGCUCAGGAAAGUGGCCGAGCCGGUGGAGGUCGGGAUCCAGGUGACCCCCGACGAAGAUGAGCACCUGCUCUCACCCACGAAAGGCAUCUGUCCCAAGCAGGAGAACAUUGCAGGGCCGUGCAGGCCUGCCCAGCUGCCAGCGAUGGCCCCCAUAGCUGCCUCCUCCUCCCACCCUCACACAUCCGUGAUUACUUCACCUCUGCGUGCCCUGGGCACUCUCCCACCCUGCUUCCCCCUGCCGUGCUGCAGCGCACGCCCCGGCUCGGGCGAUGGGCCUCAGGGUGAGGGUCAGACGGAGGCUCCCAUUGGAUGCCAGUGUCAGUGGUCAGGUAAAGAUGAGCCUUCCAGCUACAUUUGCACAACAUGCAAGCAGCCCUUCAACAGCGCGUGGUUCCUGCUGCAGCAUGCGCAGAACACGCACGGCUUCCGCAUCUACCUGGAGCCUGGGCCGGCCAGCAGCUCACUCACGCCGCGGCUCACCAUCCCGCCGCCGCUCGGACCGGAGGCCGUGGCGCAGUCGCCACUCAUGAAUUUCCUGGGCGACAGCAACCCCUUCAACCUGCUGCGCAUGACGGGCCCCAUCCUGCGGGACCACCCCGGUUUCGGCGAGGGCCGCCUGCCCGGCACGCCACCGCUCUUCAGCCCGCCGCCGCGCCACCACCUGGACGCGCACCGUCUGAGCGCCGAGGAGAUGGGGCUCGUCGCCCAGCACCCCAGUGCCUUCGACCGAGUCAUGCGCCUGAACCCCAUGGCCAUCGACUCGCCCGCCAUGGACUUCUCGCGACGGCUGCGCGAGCUGGCGGGUAACAACUCCACGCCGCCGCCUGUGUCGCCAGGCCGUGGCAACCCUAUGCAUCGGCUCCUGAACCCCUUCCAGCCCAGCCCCAAGUCCCCUUUCCUGAGCACGCCGCCGCUGCCGCCCAUGCCGCCCGGGGGCACGCCGCCCCCGCAGCCGCCGGCCAAGAGCAAGUCGUGCGAGUUCUGCGGCAAGACCUUCAAGUUUCAGAGCAACCUCAUCGUGCACCGGCGCAGCCACACGGGCGAGAAGCCCUACAAGUGCCAACUGUGCGACCACGCGUGCUCGCAGGCGAGCAAGCUCAAGCGCCACAUGAAGACGCACAUGCACAAGGCCGGCUCGCUGGCCGGGCGCUCGGACGACGGGCUCUCGGCCGCCAGCUCGCCCGAGCCUGGCACCAGCGAGCUGACUGGCGAUGGGCUCAAAGCAGCUGACGGCGACUUCCGCCACCACGAGAGCGACCCGUCGCUGGGCCAUGAGCCCGAAGAGGAGGACGAGGAGGAGGAGGAGGAAGAGGAGGAGCUGCUGCUGGAGAACGAGAGCAGGCCCGAGUCGAGCUUCAGCAUGGACUCGGAGCUGAGCCGCAACCGAGAGAACGGAGGCGGCGGCGGAGGCCUGGGCGCGGGCGCAGGUGUGGGCGCAGGCCUGGGCGUGGGCGCUGGAGCCGGGGUCCCUGGCGCAGGUGUGGGCGUGGGUGGCGCGGCCAAGGUGCUGGCAGACGAGAAGGCGCUGGUGCUGGGCAAGGUCAUGGAGAACGUGGGCCUGGGCGCACUGCCGCCACAGUAUGGCGAGCUGCUGGCCGACAAGCAGAAGCGAGGCGCCUUCCUCAAGCGCGCAGCGGGAGUGGGCGGCGUGGGCGUGGGCGUUGGUGUUGACCCCGGCGAUGACGAGGACGCGGGCGGCUGCGGAGAUGCGGGGACAGGCGGUGCUGUCAAUGGGCGCGGGGGCGGCUUCGCACCCGGUGCCGACCCCUUCCCCGGCCUCUUCCCGCGCAAGCCCGCACCGCUGCCCAGCCCCGGGCUCAACAGCGCGGCCAAGCGCAUCAAGGUGGAGAAGGACCUGGAGCUGCCGCCAGCCGCGCUCAUCCCAUCCGAGAAUGUGUACUCGCAGUGGCUCGUGGGCUACGCCGCGUCGCGCCACUUCAUGAAGGACCCCUUCCUGGGCUUCACGGACGCGCGCCAGUCACCCUUCGCCACGUCGUCGGAGCACUCGUCCGAGAACGGCAGCCUUCGCUUCUCCACGCCGCCCGGGGACCUGCUGGACGGCGGCCUGUCGGGCCGCAGCGGCACGGCCAGCGGGGGCAGCACGCCGCACCUGGGCGGCCCGGGCCCCGGGAGGCCCAGCUCCAAGGAGGGCCGCCGCAGCGACACGUGCGAGUAUUGCGGCAAGGUGUUCAAAAACUGCAGCAACCUCACCGUGCACCGGCGGAGCCACACCGGUGAGCGGCCUUACAAGUGCGAGCUGUGCAACUACGCGUGCGCCCAGAGCAGCAAGCUGACUCGCCACAUGAAGACGCAUGGGCAGAUCGGCAAGGAGGUGUACCGCUGUGACAUCUGCCAGAUGCCUUUCAGUGUCUACAGCACCCUGGAGAAACACAUGAAAAAGUGGCAUGGCGAGCACUUGCUGACGAACGACGUCAAGAUCGAGCAGGCUGAGCGGAGCUAAGCCGAGGCGUUGCGUGCUCGUGUGUGCGUCCUGCCCCCGGACCACGCGCCCGCCACCUGUGCGGCCCUGACUCACCUCCGCGGCCCUGCCAUUGCGCGGUGCCCUGUGCACCUGUUUCCUGCACUGGGGGACCUUCCGGGUGUGCCAGCCCUCCAACCUAACCUGUGUCUGCGAAGUCCUAUGGAAACUCGAGGGUUGAUUAAGGCAGUAAAAAUUGUGGAGCCUUUU